This is a messenger RNA of Prorocentrum cordatum, 3366 nucleotides long. Lineage: Eukaryota; Dinophyceae; Prorocentrales; Prorocentraceae. The record is from the annotation of a GenBank genome assembly.
AUGGAGGAGCUGCGCGUUUCGAUGGAGGCGCUGAACGCCCGGCUGCAAGCACAGGAAAACGUCGCGCAGCAGCUCCAGGGCGAGAGGCAGCAGCUCCAGCAGGAGCUCCAGCAGGCCAGGCAGGCGCCUCGCGUGGAGCCGGCGCCACAUCCGACCGGGGUGGUCGACACCAGAGUGAUGGGCAAGCCGGGCGAGUUCGCGGGCGACGUGACGAUGUUCGCGGAGUGGAGCUUCAAGAUGAGGUCCUACCUCGGCGCCGUGGACCACAGGUACCAGGGCAAGCUGAUGGAUGCAGAGCAGUCGCAGGUCACGAUUCGGAGCGCCACGAUGGAGCCAGACAUCGCCAGGCUCAGCACGCAGCUGUACUACAUCCUUGUGAUGAUCACGUCCGGGUCGGCACUGGACAAGUGCCACAACGCGGGGGUGAACGAAGGCUUCGAGGCGUGGCGCCAGUUCGUGCUGGAGUUGGAGCCGAGGCUGAGGGGCCGAUUCGUCGUCGAUCUUCGCAUGCAGGCGAUGGCUUACAAGUUCACGGGAGACAUUCCCAGCGCUCUCGCAGCCUUCGAGCGCCCCGUGCCGGACUACGAGAGCCAGUCCAACAAGAAGAUAGACGACGAGAAGAUCGGCGUGGCUCUGCUGGGCAUGGAGGGCCCCAGGGCCAAGGGGCCCUUGAUUCGGAGCAGCGCCGGCUUCGACGCGCGGCCCAAGAUGCGCGAGGAGAUUUUGGAGAUCAUCCGGACCCAACAGUGCGUCGACUCGCAGCCGACUCCCAUGCAGCUCGGCGCCAUCCCUCGGGGAGGCAAGGACCCCAAAGGCGGGGGGCCGAUAGGGGGCAGGGAUCCGAAGGGCGGGGGCGAGAAAGGCAAGGACAAGGGGGGCAAGGCCGACGGCGGGAAGAACUCGAACGGCGAGAAGGAGUGUUUCUAUUGCAGGAAGAAAGGCCACGUGAAGAGCGAGUGCAGGAAAAGACAGCGGGACCUCGCCGCGGCGGAGAACAGGCGGGGGCCGCUCGCCGCGACUCCAGGAGGACAGAGCGCGCCAUCCUCGGGGGGUCCGCCGCCGCCGCUGGUCCAGCCACCGCCAGGGCAGCCGCUGUCGGCGCUGCUGCAGAGCCAGCGCGCGUCGACCUUCGCCCUCGAGGAGCCCUGGCCGCUGCCGCAGGCCGCUGCCGCAGCAGGCAGCGGCAGCGCAUCGGCCGCGGCAGGCCGCGACGCGGACGGACCCGUUCCAGUGCUGGCAGCGACGCGGACGGACGCGAAGUACCUCAUGAUCGACACUCGCGCUGGGGUCGCGGCGAGGCGGAACGAGGCCGAGGUGAAGUUGAUCGUGAGCGUCGGGGAGGCGGCAUGCCAGGGCAACUGGUUCGUCUUCGGCCCCGGUCACCAGGUGAUGCUGCCCAGCGAGGUGUCGAAGGUCGAGUUCGACGCCCGCCAAAUCACGCACUUGCCGUUCCGCUCGCGGAGCCCCCACUGCGCAAUGGGCAAGGCCAGCGACGGCGCCCAUCACCCGCGCCCUGACGCAACCAAAGGCGCGGCCAGGUUAGCAAUGAAUUAUUUCUUCCUAGCGAGGGCCAUCGGCCCGCGGCGUUUGAAGUCCGUGCUCGACUGCCUGGACAUGCUCAGCGGCGCCGUCUUCGCAGCGACGGUGGUCAAGGGCGGCGAUCCGUGCGCGCUGGCCGUCGCCAUCGUGGCUCUGAUGCACGCGUUCCGGACGCGCGCGACGAUCCUCUGCGACCAGGAGAACGCCGUCGCGACGCUGGCCGAAAACGUCCGGGACAGCGGGGCCCACGAGACAGCGCUGCUGAACACCUUCAAGGGGUCCAGCGCCAACGACGGAGGCAUCGAGCAGGCGAACUGCGAGGUCGAGAAGCAGUUCAGGACGCUCAGGCACGCAGCCUGGCUUCUGAACCUUUUCCAGGUCAAAUCGGACGGUGGGGCGGCAUGCGAGAGGCUUCGCGGUCGACCUUGCCGUGGCCAGGUUUCGGAGUUCGGCGAGUCCGUUUGCUACCGGGGCCCGCAGAGUGCGCCCGACAUGCCCAAGCUCGACGACAGGUGGAUGCUGGGCGCGCGGGUCGGCGAGAGCUUGGCCUCCGACGAGCGCUACAUUGGCACUCCUGCCGGGGUGCGCCGACGCCGGUCCAUCUGGAGGCGCCCGGAGAGCGCGCGCUGGGACCGGAAGAUCUUGGAUGCCAUGGUCGGCGAGCCCUGGAAUCCCAAAGGCGCCAGCGAUGCGCCGAAGGCGGCCGCUGCGAGGGGCGUCUACAUCACGUUGGACAGGCAGAUCCAGCGCGGCGGCACUCCAGGGUGCCCGGACCUUCUCGCCGCAGCCGAGUUGGUCGACUCGGAGUGGGCCCAGCAGAUCAUCGACUGGGGGCGCGCCUACGACGGAGUCAAAAGCGGCACGGUGCUGGACAAGCAGAAGGUGUGCGAGGGACGCGUCUGCGAGCUCGCGAACAUGGUGAGGCUCGGCGUCGUUGAGCCGAUCUCUAUCGCGGAUGCUCGUUCGCUCGGCCUGAAGAUCGUCGACCCCAAGUGGCUGGAGGACGAGCAGCCGAACCCCGAGGGCGAGCAGGCGAUGAGGUGCAGGCUCGUGGCGACGCAGGUGGACACCUACAACCGGGAGGACGCCACCCAGGCCACGCCGCCGAUCAAGGCGCCCAGGAUGAUCAGCACGGCGGCCACGAAGACCAAUGCCAAGGGGCGGCGCGACCGGUUAAUCGGCCGGCACGACAUCCGAGUGGCGUUUUUCCACGCCACCGGGUCGGGGAAGGUGGUAAUCAUUCCACCUCGUGGCCUGGCGCCUCCCGGCGUGGGCUGGCGAGCCCUGAAGGUCGACCGGGUGUUGACGAGGCACUUCGAUGCGAAGGUCUUACCACGGAUCGGGCCGCCCGCCCACAGUGGCGAGGUGGCAGAAGGGCAGCACCUGGGGAGGGCGAUACGGUGGACGGCCGAUGUUUUCGAGUGGCAGGCGAAUCCCAAGCACAGAGACGAUCUCUUGACCCUGGCAGGCCUCGACAAGGACUCGAAGGGUGCACCGACGCAGUCGUCCAAGUCGACCGCGGCUGGCAGGUGUUGCACGGCCUGCAGCUACAGCGCGUGGCUCAAGUACCCGACGGAGGUGUGGCUCUUCAGGUGCCAGAAGGAGCCCGGUGGCCUAUGCGUCUACACGGAAGCGGACUGGGCAGCAGACGAGCUGACGAGGCAUGCGCGGCCGGACGCGCCCGGCAAGGUCCGGCAUUUGGCGAUCGAGGAGUUGUGGGUGCAGGAGGCGUUGGGUAACAAGGAGUUCGGGCUCGCGGUCGCGGACGCUCCUGACCCGGCACCGCCCCUGAUCGAGAGGCUCACGCCCAGGAGUGCCCUGGGGUGA